AUGAAAAUGCUGAACAAUUCAACCAGUUCAUCGUCGAGCUCGGAAAUGGGAGCCACUUCCGAACUGUAUUUAACAAAUCUGCGGAUUCGUAAUGGCUCAACACGAUUGCUCCAUUUGGAUUUUGUAGGUGAUAUUGGUAUGCUACGGAAACAAACUUAUGCUGAUUUAUCGACAAGGAAUAUACCCACUUUCGGUGAUGAAAUUCGGAAGAAAAACGAAAUACCGACAACGAAGCAAUAUUUCACCCAGCCAACUUUCCCACACUUCAAACUCCACGUGCAAGAAAUACGCAGAGAAUACGAAAAAAAAUGUACUUCCGGUCUACGAAAGCUUAAAUUGACUGUCGCAAAUGAUGGCGCAGUGAACGACUUCUGGUUUAUCAAAGAUAUUAAAAAUGACAUGAAGGAAUCAGAAAAGAAGCUUGAUGGGAACAUGGCGAAGACGCUGGAUAUCACUCUUCCAAAUAGUACUGACAGUGAAUUAUUCUGGGAGACUAACAUUCCCGAAAUUGAUGAAAACGAAGAAAAUACAAUGCUCGACGUUGAUGACCGUAUUUAUGACAACGAAAUGGGAAACAGGCGAGGAACAAAGGAAGAGAAGGACGUUUUCCAGCUUCCACAACAGGUUAAUACAGAAAAGAAUAUCGCCACAAGUGCAGCUGUUGAUCAUAGCGAAAUGACCUCACCACUGAGUGCCACAUUAAGAUCAAACUUUACGUUAAUUGAAAUGAAAAAUGGACAUAAUGCGUCGGAUGAUGAGUCACUAUGUCCCCCGAUUUCUUCAAAUGACUAAAACUACUGAUUACCUCAGCACCUCACGAUUUAUUGGAAAGCAUGUACAAGUAUGGAAUAAAACUUUAAACAAUGAAACAUGAAAAAUGCAUUCCCAAUAUAUCCAAGCUGGCCAAUCGUGCUGUGGGA
Molecule: messenger RNA, 920 nt
Organism: Loa loa (African eye worm)
Lineage: Eukaryota; Metazoa; Nematoda; Chromadorea; Rhabditida; Onchocercidae
Exons: 7
Coding region: 1-792 (263 amino acids)
Source: RefSeq, a predicted model, not a curated record